Molecule: messenger RNA, 830 nt
Organism: Drosophila persimilis
Lineage: Eukaryota; Metazoa; Arthropoda; Insecta; Diptera; Drosophilidae
Gene: Max
Product: protein max
Exons: 5
Coding region: 114-617 (167 amino acids)
Biological process (GO): positive regulation of transcription by RNA polymerase II
Cellular component (GO): RNA polymerase II transcription regulator complex
Molecular function (GO): DNA-binding transcription factor activity; protein dimerization activity
Source: RefSeq, a predicted model, not a curated record
UAAGAACAACAACACAACAAACAGUUGCAGUAUUGUUCGCAAUCUUCGCCCCUUCUCUCGAAUACAGUUAAUCAAGUGCGUCUGUGUUUCGGCUAGGCAACAACUGUGCAGCCAUGAGUAUGAGCGAUGACGACAGAGAUAUCGAUAUUGAGAGUGACGACGAUGGCGACUCGGAUACGGGGUUGGGCUCGUCUCGUCACACGAAUACAGCAAAUUUUACACAGGCCGAGAAGAGAGCACAUCAUAAUGCGCUGGAGAGGCGAAGAAGAGACCACAUCAAGGAGAGCUUCACCAACCUGCGGGAGGCAGUGCCCACGCUGAAGGGGGAGAAGACUUUUCCACAGGCUAGUCGUGCUCAGAUACUCAAGAGGACCACGGAAUGCAUACAGACGAUGAGGAAGAAAAUCAAUGAAAAUCAAAAAGACAUUGACGAGAUCAAGAAACAGAAUAUCCUACUGGAUCAGCAGAUUCGUGCCAUGGAAGGUGGCAUGAAUGGUGAUGUCUACCCCGAUCUCCUGAGCGAGGAUGAUGUGUGCAGUGACGACGUAGAGGACGAGGAUCUAGAACUGCCAGAUUCCAGUAGGCGCAACAAAAAGAUGAAAACUUUCCACGCAUAGCUGCCAAUUAUGUGAAUUAUCAUAUUAGCUAUAAGGCCCCACGAAAUUAUGUGGAUUAUCAUCAGAUGGGCAUCGAGUCCGAAGUGCGUCCCUCCGUCACCACCAAAUCCUCCAACUAUACCUUAAUGCGUGCAUGUGUAAAUCUUUUGUACUUUGAACAAAGCUUUGCUCCAUUAAUUAAUAAAGAUUGUUAGUAUAUAUUUUAGAAAGUAA